ACAGCUACCUUCAUCCAUCGGAAUAAUGAUACGUCCGAGAAACCCCCGGUGGAGGGCGACGUUAUGUUGGUUACCUAUGAGGACGGCCACUGGAGCGCUCCAUAUUACGACUGCGGAGGGGGUGAUAUAUGGAUGAUCACGUACACUGUACCAUUUCUUGGAUCCUACGAAAACGGCAGCUACUAUUUCAAAGGAACAAGUGGGCUGGAUAUAGAUCUACGGUCUAUAGACAUCAAUCAGUGCCCAGAGGACCCGGAUGAAGACAAAUCGAACAAUAAAGAGAAGAAUAUUUUCGCUGGAUCGGACAAAUGCAACAACGACACGCAAGUGUGCCAGUUCAUACCGGACCAAGGUUUUCGGCGUGGAUCCUACCACUGCGUGUGCCGUAAGGGCUUUUACUUCCCCUCGCCGGCCGACCCUGGGGAAAACUACUACAACGGUUCGAGUAUCGAGGCUGAAUAUGACCGGCUGCUAGCCGGCAACACUACCAGGUACUAUGAGAUGAUCUGUAAGCCGUGUGGCCCCGGAUGUGAUGAGUGCGUAGACGGACGAUCGUGCCGUUACGCCCAUAACUGGACCGUCCGCACCGUGCUCUUGAUUAUACAGUGCAUCACCAUUGGCUGCACGCUACCGCUCUUCGUUUUCACCAUCUACAACCGAGAGGUCAAGGUGGUGAAAGCGGCCAGCCCCGUCCUGCUGCGAAUUAUCUUGCUCGGAUCGCUCUUUCUUUAUUGUCCGGUACUUGUUAGUUACUAUGAGCCAACUGUAGCAACGUGUAUGCUUCUACAGUGGUUCAAGGAGGUCGGAUUCUCGAUAUUGUUUGGUGCAGUCCUCCUGAAGACAUGGAGAAUAUCGGUUGUCUUCAGAGUCCGGUCGGCAGCCAGAGUGCGCAUCACAGACAUCGACCUCAUCAAGCGACUCGGCCUUAUAGUCUUCAUCGCGAUAUUCUACCUAAUCGUCCGGACCGCCAUAGCGCCCCCUAAGGUCGAGACAGGCAUCUCCCUGUCCAACCUGAAGGCGGAGCAGUGCUCGUACGACUGGUGGGACUACGCAGCAAAUAUCGCUGAACUACUGCUUCUCCUGUGGGGCGUCAGACUAUGCUACGUGGUCCGAAAAGCGCCCUCAGAGUUCAACGAGAGCAGAUUCAUUAGUUGGGCCAUCUACAAUGAGACAAUGCUGUCAUUGUUCUUGUGUGUAGCCACAUUCUUCCUUCAGGAUCUGGCCAAUCCGGAUCUUCUUUAUAUCAUUUGGUUUUUGUACGGUCAACUCACAACCACGGUAGUUUUAGCACUUCUAUUUGGUAGCAAGAUUUACUUGGUGAGCCAGGGUAAAGGCGAUAAGACGGAGAGCCGUGUCAAGACAGCGACCACGGCCUUCAGACAGCGGACCUGGGACAACUCACUGUCCUCCCAGGGUCUUAUGGCUAAGACGUCAUCCUCGGAGAUGGAGAAACCACUCAAUCAAAAAGACAUAGAGGAUGAAUUGAAGAGGUUGUACACCCAACUCGAGCAGCUAAAAACCAGGAACAUGGUGGUUGGCAACCCCCAUCUCACCCGUAAACUGACUGAAAUGGCCGAGGUUGCCAGGGAAACAGAACAGAUGUUAAUGGACUCGGACGUUCCUAACAUCAAUGGCGUGCAUGAGAUUUCCUAUUCGUGCAACAACAACGGCAGGACGAGCAACUCGCAGGCAGACUGGAUUUAAAUCGUGCAGUUGGAGUGAAAUCUCUUAGCAUGCAGGACCGUUCAUCUUGAACUCCCUCAACCGCUAGUCGGUUGAAAGCUAAAGUGCAUAUCGAUGCCAGACUUUCUACGGCUGUUUGUGAGACUAAACUUGAGACCGACGACAUUGGUGGAAAUUUUGCGAAACGGUUAAUCGACGCUAGUUAAGUCAUUGCUGACUGUCGACACAGAACUAAUCGCCUUCCUAAAUUCGUCUCCUGCUGUUUAACACCUGGAAGUCUAAGGUGUCAUUUUGGAUGCGGUGUACGAUUUUCAGUGUCGAGAACCAACAUAACUUCGAAUGUUGCCGGUACCGAUUAUUCGAGACCGCAAUGACAAUGUAUUCGAUCGGGAUAUGUGGGAUCGUAUGCACCGCCCUUCGAUUCCAAAUAUCGAUAUUUUUUAGCACCAAAGCAAGUCCUGACACUCAGUGAUUUCAAGGCAGAGAUGUUAUAUGGUUGGUUUUAAUCUAUAUUGGAAAUUAAGUCAGACAAUUAGAACCUUUUUCCGUGCGAAAACACGACUUCGAACGACACUAGGCUGAACUGAACCCGAUGUGUCGCCAAUUAAACGUCAGAGUUUGGCAAGAAAACGAGCGCUAGUUUUAUCGUCUCUUAUACAAACUUUAACUGCUUGACUAAAAGUCCAUUAUAAUUAUUGCUAUAAUAAAAGAGGGCACUUACAGCCAGUGACCACUCGAAGGAGGAUGAUAAUUGCUCCGCCUUUUAUGCAAAUGUAUAUGUAAAUUGAAAAGAGGCAAAUACGUAAUACUUUGAAUGUACAAAAAAAAACUAUAUCUGUAGAGAGGUAUUUGGCGUUUGUUUUUUAAUCCCUCUUUUUCCACCUUUUAUGGUUUUGUCCCGAAGAGGCUUCAAAUGUAUUUUUAUAUCAGAGUCAAGCAUGUGUUGACAUUAUCAUCGGAGCAUGAAUAUCAGUGCAUCAAAACUUUGUACAAAUAUUCAGGUUGUUGUGUUUUGUUUCCAAUAAACUUUAAGGUUAACGUCACGAAAUCGUUAUAAUGCAAGGAUGUAAAGUGACGUAUUUAAUCGGACCAUAAAAAGUGACAUUGAGAAAAUGAUACAAAAUAAAAGGUAGACUCUCAAAAUAAAGCCAAAUCUGAAACAAGGAACAUAACAGGCAUCAAUAAUAACUGAAUGUAGGAGUUAGGCUGGAAAACUGUUCAACUUAGUUUUUUUUAAACUGACCACGAUUUAUCCAAUGCAGUAGUAGCAUAUCCAGC
Patiria miniata (bat star) is the source of this 2961-nucleotide messenger RNA. Its product is annotated as probable G-protein coupled receptor CG31760. Gene Ontology annotation, molecular function: G protein-coupled receptor activity. Bases 64 to 1704 code for a protein of 546 amino acids. NCBI's taxonomy places the organism in Eukaryota, Metazoa, Echinodermata, Asteroidea, Valvatida, Asterinidae. Gene Ontology annotation, biological process: G protein-coupled receptor signaling pathway. Gene Ontology annotation, cellular component: membrane. The transcript has 11 exons. The record is from RefSeq and is a predicted model, not a curated record.